AUGCAGGAGGCGCAAUCGUGCGAGAGAGAGACAGCGAGAGAGAGACAGAUCGCCCUCUCCGCGCUCUCUCCGUCUCUCUCCAUUACAUCUCUCUGUCUCUCUGUCUCACUGUCUCGGGUCACUGCGAGUCAACCAAACAAGCCAAGCCAAACGGCCAUGGCAAAGAGGAAGCAACCGCCGUGUCGUCCCAUCACAAAAAGCCCAACCAACCCGACGCGCCGGUCCCCCAACCUCUUGUCCUUACUCUUUGGGUACUUGAUCAGCCGUGUGCCCCCCUCUCCCACACACACUCUCACACACACACACACACACACACACACACGCUUUCCCGUUUACCUAUGGCCCAGUUGUUACCCAACCCUUUCACUGUUGUCAACGCUCUCUCUCUCUCUCUCUUGCCAUUCAGUCCCCCGAAUCCACACUCUCUCACCCAAGUGUCCUCCUCUCUCUCGUCAUUUUGUGCUGCAAGUGACGACUUUCACACACACAUAUGAUACACACACAUCUCUCUCUCUGUCCUCUCUCUUUCUGUCUCUCUGUCUCUCUACUCUCUCUUUCUCUCUCUUCUCUCUCUCUUUUCUCUCUCUCUCUCUCUUUUCUCUCUCUCUUUUCUCUCUUUUCUCUCUCUCUGACUCUCUGACUCUCUCUGACUCUCUCUGUCUCUCUCUCUGUCUCUCUGUCUCUCUCUCUCUCUGGCGGACGGGACGGGGAUCAACUACCCCCGACUGCCCCGGUCGUCUAGCCGCGAACGCCACCCCUGUCAAUCUCUGCUUUCUGUCCACAUCACCCACAUACGCAAAGACCAGACACACAUCCUUCAGCCGACACCGCCUGCCCACACAAGGCACGCCCUCCCCUAAGAAAAUGGACGUUGAGUCAAUGCACAUUCCCGUCUCCCAGACCAUCUCGGUGUCUGACGGGAGCCCGCUGUUACAGCCCAUCCCCAAGGACCUGCAUCACACCAACAUGGAGAAACUUCUCCACCUACAAACCCAGCACCAGGUCCAUCAACACCAAUUUCAACGACAACAGCAACAACAACAACAGCAACAACAGCCUGCCCCCGCCCACCUCCUACCAGCUCCCCAACAACAACCGUCGUUGCAAACUGGCAUGUCGGCCUUGGACCCCCACAUGUUUCAGGAAUUCCGGCACGCGCUCCAGCAGCAGCAACAGCAGCAGCAACAGCAGUCUCUGGGCUUGGUGGCACCAUCCUCCUCAGCGCCUGUGUCACAUGUUACCCACGCCCUUCCCAUAUCUAGCGCCUAUGGCUCUGCGGGCUGUUCGCCCGCGACCUCCUCGCAAGCUAGUCAACAGACCGUGCUACCCGCUUCUUCAAUUCACACCUCACAACCACCGCAUCAGCUUCAACAACAGCAGCAACAACAACAACAGCAGCAGCAGCAGCAGCCACCCGGACCACCAGGCAAUGUAGCUUCAGUUGGCGGUGGACAGCCUCAAUCCCAGGCCCAGGGUUUGGAACAGCAAUUUCAACAACUGACCCCGCAACAACUGCAGCAUCUGCACAGGCUCGCGACCCAGAGCCAGGGCGCCGCUGCUCACAACCUUUUGCCACCGCAGAGCUUGGGCAGUGUCUCAUCGCAGCCCUCGUCAGUCGCAGCCGCUCUGCAGCAAGCCGUAACACAACCAGGCCACUUGCAAGAUUUUCAACAGCUUCAACAGUUGCAGCAGCAGCAGCAGCAAUGGCAAAGUCAUCAUGACCGACAACAACAAGAGCAACACCAACAACAACAACAGCAACAGCUGCUACUCCAACAUCAAUUGCUUCUACUCUUACAGCAACAGCAACAGCAACAGCAACAACAACAGCAACAACAGUUGGGCGUUCACGCUUCCCAGCUAACCGCCCUACAACAGGUAGCCCGGGACACGCGUGUCAGUGGUGCCUCAACUUAUCAAGGGGGUUUGCCCAAUGCCAGCAUGCCCAGUGCCUCGAGUGGCAACUCGGCCUCCUUUUCGGCACGAUUGGGUCGCCCAGCAGGUCGCAGCCGAGGACACUCUACUGGUAGCAUUGUAACCAAUCCCGAGUAUCUCAAUCCAGCGGCCUUUGCCGCACAAUUUGCCUCAAAUGGCUAUUUGGCAGACCAAGGCGCCGUGUCGGCUGGCAGCACCGACUUUCUUUCCAUUUCCGGGGGUGCUGAAAUAUCAGCCAGUCUCUCGCCCCAAGACUCUAUCCGCUCCAAUAACAAGAGCCCGGCACAUGACUUGGAACACUACCGUGAUGACUCGAACAAUUCCACCAGCUCUUCGCGAGCCGCGUCUGUGGCAAGCCGCCGCGAUAGCAGCAUCGCACCCCUUCGUUCUGCAUCCCGAGAACAGCGUCGUAGCAUAAGCCGUCGCCGGACUCACUCGGCGGGUGCUGCCCUGGCGCAACGCCCCACCGCUGAAACGCUCCGCAACCAACAACAGCAGCAACAACAGUUUCAACAACAGCAAAAACGCCGUAGCCGUGGUCGCUCCACUGGUGCCAUCGGUGCUGAGCUGCCUGAUGACUCAACAAUCCAGCGUGCCGAAAACAUUAGCAAUGAGAGCAUGUCCCCCGCUAGCCUACGGUCACUGCUCUUACGCAACGAUCUACCAGCAGACAAGUACCCGUGUGGUCCUUUCUGUACAAAGAAGGAGCAUACCUGCGUGUUCUGUGAUAAAAACUUUCCCAGUCACAGCAAGUUGAUCCGACACGUGCGCAUUCACACCAAGGAGAAGCCCUUCCUUUGUACCAUUUGCAAUACGCGUUUUACUCAAAACUGCAGCUUGCGGACGCACUUGCGCAAGCACACCGCGGCGGAUCACAGCCGCAUGCUGGCCAUGCUGGGAACGGAUGCCCUUGCUUCGCCCGUGGGCUUGCAAGCGUAUCAAGAGCAUUUGUCAGAGGACAACGCGACUCAAGCCCAAUUCGCCUAUGGCCUGGAUGGUCUCGCUCAAGGCGUUCAGGACUUGGACUUUGAACAGGCUGAAUCAAUGCAAUCUCUCAUGUAUCAGCAGCAGUCACAUCAGCAGCAGCAGCAGUCACAUCAGCAGCAACAACUUCAACAAUUUCAACAACAACAACAACAACAACAACAACAACAACAACAACAACAACAACAACACUUUGUUUUGUCUGCGCAGCAGCAACAGCCUCAGUUAUACUCGCAGCAGCCAGAUGUUAAUCAUGUUCAGCAGGCUCAGGCCAGCAUGCCUGGCUAUGCAGGAGAGGACGCGAUGCGACGGCUUUUUCAAGGACUCGGCACAUCCUUUGAUGACCCCCUCGGCCAUCUUGAGGCAUCGCUAUCCUUUGAUGAAGGACAAGCCCGUUUUUUGCCCCUUUGUAGCAACUGUGUGACUCACGCCAAGUGAUUUUUUUUUUUAAAAUCCGAUCAAGUCAGCCUCGCGUGUCGCUCAUCUAUUCUUGCCUCUUGACUUGUUCUUCCCCUUUCGUACCGGCGGGGCUUCUGUGUGUGUGACGGUGAGGAACGUGUUCCAUAUUAUUUUUUCCUCCGCUUGGGCCUGUGGCCCCAUUUUAUUUUUGUUCGUCAACAGCGCGUGGGUCCUCUCGGCAGCCUUGAUAUGCGUGCAGCUUGCGACCCUUUCUUGCCAGUGUUUAAAAUGUGAAUUGACCCAAGGCAAC
Monosiga brevicollis MX1 is the source of this 3628-nucleotide messenger RNA. RefSeq lists its product as uncharacterized. Lineage: Eukaryota; Choanoflagellata; Craspedida; Salpingoecidae. The record is from RefSeq and is a predicted model, not a curated record. The transcript has 6 exons. Bases 1 to 3357 code for a protein of 1118 amino acids.